GUCAAGAUGUCUAAUCAGCAAGAAGAGCAGGAUUUGCAGAAGUUCCUUAGGGAUGUGGAUGACAUUACCAGCUUGAUUCAAGGUCUGAAUUCCACAAACCCAGCUGUUCAAGAGAAAACCAUCGCAGAUACAGAGAAAAGAUUCAGCUCCAUUAAGGAGAAAGAAGAGGUCGAAUGCAGGCACACGGUGGACAGAACACUCAUCAAUACACGACCGUCUGUCAAGGAUUUGCCAGAUCAGGAGGGGCUGACGAAUCCCGAGACCUUCAUGGCUGCUUUAGAAAAGGAUGCCAAAGAGCGAGCCAGGAGGAGGAAAAAGAAUGAAGCCCUCGCAAAUGCACUGAAAGAGCAGGGGAAUGAGGCUUUUGGCAGAAGGGACUAUGCAGCGGCCGUCCAGAAGUACACGGAAGGGCUGAAGAAGAAGAAGGAUAUGCCGGUGCUGUACACCAACAGGGCUCAGGCUUACAUCAAGUUGCAGGAGUAUGAAAAAGCCGUCCUUGACUGUGAAUGGGCUUUAAGGUGUGACGAAAAAUACCUCAAAGCCUUCUUUCACAUGGGGAAAGCAUACUUGGCACUGAAGCAGUACAGUAAGUCCAGAGAAUGCUACAUGAAGAUUUUAGAAAUUGAUCCCCGUAAAGAGAAGAUGUGUAAAGAUUGCAUGAACGAAGUAGACUUGGAAGAAAAAAGACAGCGUGAGGAAGAUAAAGCCACCGAGGAGUUGGAAUCCGGAAAGUACACGGCCAUGUCUGUGAACACGUUGCUGCAGAAACUCAGCAGGCCUAAUGAAAGUGCUCUUUUUUAUGUGGGUGGGAUCCAGCUCUUGACUGAUACAAUGCAAGAUUGCACUGAACAGGCCUUGUUUAGGACAAACAAUGGAUUCAGUAUCAUAAAUGACAACGAGGUUGUCAGACGGGCAUUCCAUCCCGAGACAAAAUCCCCUGCUGAAGUGGAGCUGUCUCUUUCCCUUAUCCUCCUGUGGCAAGCAGUCUGCAAAGGGAAUGAGGAGAACCAGCGCCUGCUCCUCACUCAUCCCUACGUGAAUGUGCAGCUGCCCGCCCUGCUGCUCUCCGAGGUGCCCGAAAUCCAAGAGCGGUGCUUGGCCCUGCUGUCUCUCUAUGCGCAGACAGAGUGUGGAAGGAGCCUGCUGGUCAGACACCUGGACCUAACCAAGUGGCUGCAGAUUUUGAUGUCCUUCGUUAAUGUUUUUGACAGCAGAGCCAGUUGUGCGAUGGACCUGCUGACCAACCUCAUCGAGGAGGAGAAGUUCACGAUCCAGUGCCGUAUCAAACUCUCUACUGGGGUACUGCCGCUGUUUGCACGGUUGUUGAAUUCCGUCAAGACAGUGAACCAGGCGGCCCUUGUACAGUGCAUUUCCAUCAUGGGGGACAUCUGUUCGGACACCGUUAUCCGGAUGCAGAUGGCUGAAAGCCAGGAGUGCUGGCAGGCCUGCUUGAACCUCGUGGAUGAGUGGUGGUCCGAAAGCAAAGCCCCCAGAUACCCAGCGGGCCUCCAGGCAGUCCUCGGCCUAAUGAUGAACCUCUCUCUGGAAUCGAGCUCGGCUAUUCAGGAGCUUGCAGAAGAGAUCUCUCGGAGAUGCAUGUCCCUCCUCAGCAGCCAAGAUGGAACUGUCGUGACACGAGCAGUUGGGCUGUUGAGUCGCAUCCUGCCUGCCAGUCCAGUGGCUGUGGAAGAGACAGUGAAGCAGGAUCUGGUGAAGAAAAUGAUCCGUUUUCUGAAGGUAGGUGGGCAGAUCACAUCUGGCUAUGCGAUAAAGACCCUCGCUGUUUGCACCAAGAGCAGCCAGCAGGCACAGGAGGAGAUGGUGAAGCUGGACAAGAAAUGUCGCAUGCUGCUGAAGCUUUUGCGCUCUGAGGACGAGGGGGUGGCAGGAAACGCUGCCUUCUGCCUCGGGAGAUGCCUGGAGGUGCCCAGGACAGCCACGGAUUUGUUAGGCACCGAUGUUGUGAGGAUGUUACUGAAACUUGCCAGCAGGGGUACUCUAAAAGUCUCGGUGCAAGAGAAUGCAGCGAUCGCUCUAGGAAAGCUCUGCACGGCUGAUCCAAGGCACACCAGCCGGUUGCGGGAGCUCAACGGAAUGGCCGUCCUCAGCUCCUCAGUGAAAUAUGUGCAAGGAUUUUAA
This is a messenger RNA of Euleptes europaea (tarantolino), 2139 nucleotides long. RefSeq names its product tetratricopeptide repeat domain 12 (gene TTC12). Bases 7 to 2139 code for a protein of 710 amino acids. The record is from RefSeq and is a predicted model, not a curated record. Lineage: Eukaryota; Metazoa; Chordata; Lepidosauria; Squamata; Sphaerodactylidae. Gene Ontology annotation, molecular function: protein binding. The transcript is spliced from 21 exons.